Messenger RNA from Pestalotiopsis fici W106-1, 1383 nucleotides. RefSeq lists its product as uncharacterized. The record is from RefSeq and is a predicted model, not a curated record. The coding region runs from base 1 to 1383 and encodes 460 amino acids. Gene Ontology annotation, biological process: biosynthetic process. The transcript is spliced from 2 exons. Lineage: Eukaryota; Fungi; Ascomycota; Sordariomycetes; Amphisphaeriales; Sporocadaceae. Gene Ontology annotation, molecular function: pyridoxal phosphate binding.
AUGGCACGGUUGGACGAAAUCCUAGGCGAUACUCUAGAACGACGAAAGAAAGCGGGCAGACUACGACAGUUGACUGUGAGGUCUCCUGAGAAGAUAGACUUUUCCUCCAACGACUAUCUUUCCCUGGCCGCGGACACCGAACUCCAGAGGAAGAUUCUAGCCAGACUCGAGGAGAGGAUUUGUGCAACCGAACGAGGUGAAGUAGCAAGGGGCAUAUUGGGAUCGGGUGGCUCUCGACUUCUCGAUGGCAACUCUGAAUUCGCCGAGCAAUUAGAGGAGAAGAUAGCCGGGUUCCACGGCGCACCGGCCGCACUUCUUUUCAACUCGGCCUACGAUGCAAACGUGGGUUUGCUACAAUGUGUCCCGCAGCCUGGGGAUGUUAUUCUCUACGAUGAAGCCAUCCAUGCCAGCUCGCACGAAGGGAUGCGUCUCAGUCGGGCCUCGGCAAAGAUCCCCUUUGCGCAUGAUUCCAUGACGACGGCCGACAGCGACAGCCCCAAUACUGGCAGCCAUGAAGGACUUGAGCAGGUUCUGCAAAACCUCACAAAAGGCCAUCAAGGCAGAGCCGUGCGUGAGGGUUCUAGAAAUGUCUUCAUCUGUGUAGAGGGCAUUUACAGCAUGGAUGGCAGCGUAGCCCACCUGGCGAGGGUUGUCGACUUGGUGGAGAAAUGGCUGCCUCGACAAAACGGCUACAUCAUUGUCGACGAAGCGCAUUCGGUAGGGGUUCUCGGCCCCCAAGGCCGCGGUCUGGUCAGUGCGCUUGGGCUCGAAACAAAGAUCUGGGCGAUCGUCCAGGGAUUCGGUAAGGCGCUGGGUUCCGCUGGAGGUGUAGUAUUAUGCUCGCACACAACUCGGGCCUAUCUCGUAAACUAUGCCCGAACACUGAUCUACACAACCUCGCCGGCCUACUCAUCUCUAGUGAGUCUGGACACCAUCUAUGACUACCUCUUGGCCGGCAACGGAGACUGUCGUCAUGACCAGCUGCAGCAGUUGAUUGCACAUACGUGGCACCUGCUGCAAGCCAUGUGCUCUCGUCUCGCAGCAGCAGCAGCCUCAACAACCGAUGCCGCACUCGUCCGCGUUGAUCGUUUGCAGGCCAAGUCGCCCAUUAUACCGAUUUACACCUCCUCCCCGAGGAGUCUCGCAGCUUGGUGUCAGCAGCGAGGCUUCAUGGUCCGGCCAAUCGUAGCCCCAACGGUACCUGCUGGCACCGAGAGGGUCCGCAUUUGCUUGCACGCUAUGAAUUCGAUCGGCCAGGUGGAUGCGCUCAUCACAACAAUUGAGCACUGGGCCCGAGAACAAAAAUGUCUCUCAACGGCUCAGCAUAUGACGUCGCCGGGAACAGUGACGGGACACAGUGUGCUGCUCAAAUCUAAUCUGUAG